AUGGACGGUGAAAACGAAGAAUACUUAUCUAUCAAGUACCGCCUGUAUCUGAAGGAGUGCGAAUCAGACACAAGUGAGUCCGAUGAAAGCAGUGAAGAUCAUAAAAGGAAAAAAAAAGUGAAAUCAAGACGAUGCCAUGCUCAAAAACCUGAUAAAGACAGCAGUCAAAGUAAACAAGCAAGUCAGAAGAGUAAAAGCUCGUCUAAACCGACCGUUACACUCUCCAGUACAAUUCCGAAUGCAUCAUUUCCACCAGAUAGUACUUAUAUAUCAUCAUUAAGUGAGCCAUCGAGAAUUGAUCCCCAUAAAGAAACUGAUCCUUGCGAUAAUUGUGUUGAAAUUUUGAAACAAGCAGCUGAAUUCUUAACGAAAAUCGAAUUAGAAUAUGGACUUCUAUUGCAACAUUCAGAGCCAACACCAACGUCAAAGUUUACUCAUGCACAUAUUAAUCGAACUAAGAAGCGAACAAGUGAAAAUGUUUCGCAUCGUUCACAAAGACAUGAAGCCAGUGAUAAACUGACUUCUGAUUGGUCUAGUUUAUAUUCUAAUGUUUCUCUUACGCCAGCAUCCUCAUUUGCAGAACUUGUAAAACACAGGAAAGAAUCUGAUUCAAAAAGAAAGAGCUUUAGACCAACCACCACUGAUGAAUUAUCAACUUUCAGUAGUGCUUCAGAAACUAACACUAUUACGCCAAUAAGUUGGAUGGAUUCGUCAGAAAGCCAAAUAUCCGAAGGGUGCAAAACAUACUUGAGCACUGAUGAAUUAAAGUCUGAAACAAAUCGAAAACCAAAGCGAUCUGGUGAAGAUAAUGUGAAGAAUAAAUUAGUGGUAUCAGAAGAUACAAAACAGCAAAAAAGCCUAAAAAUUGAACAUGAAAAAAAUGCGCCAAGCAAAUCUGCCUCAGAAAUCGCAGUAGAAAUGAAAAAAGAAUUUGAACCAUUACAAAAUGAUAAACGCAAUAUGGCAAAAACAUCUGACCCAAAAGAUCCAAUUACAAUUACUAAUGGCAAGAAAGAAGAAAUCAAAACUGCUCGAAAUAAAUGA
This is a messenger RNA of Thelazia callipaeda (thelaziosis nematode), 1044 nucleotides long. Lineage: Eukaryota; Metazoa; Nematoda; Chromadorea; Rhabditida; Thelaziidae. The record is from the annotation of a GenBank genome assembly.